AUGCGGAGGGCGUUGUUUUUGAUCCUGGCGAUCUUCGCCCUCGGGGCGGCGUUCGCCCCCUCGGGCGUGCAGGCCGAGGAGGCCGUCGUGACGCUGACCAAGGGCAACUUCGACGAGGUCGUCAAGGCGAACCCGUUCAUCGUCGUCGAGUUCUACGCUCCGUGGUGCGGCCACUGCAAGCGUCUCGCCCCGGAGUACGAGAAGGCCGCCCAGACCUUGGCCAAGCUCGAGACGCCCAAGGUGACUCUGGCCAAGGUCGACGCGACCCAGGAGUCGGACCUCGCGUCCAAGUUCGGCGUGCGCGGGUACCCGACGCUGAAGAUCUUCCGCGAGGGCAACACGGACGCGCCCGCGGAGUAUGAGGGCCCGCGCGACGCGGACGGCAUCGUGGGCUACCUCAAGAAGCUCGCCGGGCCGGCCCUGACGAAGCACGCGUCGAAGAAGGACCUCGAGGCCGCGAUCAAGGACCUCGACGUCGCCGUCGUCGCCGCGCUCGCCCCGGGCUCGGAGGCGCUGUCGACCGUCGAGGUCAUCGCCAACCAGAUGCGCGCGGACAUGGAGUUCCACACCGUCGAGGCCGCGAAGGACAUGCCGGGCGCGGUGUGCAAGGCCGACGGCACCGUGUGCAAGUCGGCGCCGGCGGUGGCGGUUGUCAAGAAGUACGACGAGCCCGUCGCGGCGUACGGCGGCGACGUGACGGACGCGGCGGAGCUGACGGCGUGGAUCCAGAAGACGACGCAGCCGUCGAUCAUCAUGCUCUCGCGCGACUCGAAGUACCGCCGGCACCUCGAGGCCGCGUUCUCGACGCAGUCGAAGAAGCUGCUGGCGCUGGACAAGGCCGGCGGGUGGAAGGCCAACGGGCCCGUGGUGGCCGCGCUCAAGGCGGUGCAGGAGCAGUUCGCGGACGAGAUCGCCGGCGGCGAGCUGCACGUCCUCGGCGUCGACACGGACGAGAACAACGCGGCGAUGGAGUACUUUGGCAUUGGGAGCGCGGACCUGCCGGCGCUGGUGAUCCACGACGUGAAGCGCGACGCCAAGUACGUGGACCGCAAGGCGAACCUCGGGAAGGCCGCGGAGUGGGUCGACGACGUGCUGUCGGGCCGCGUGAACCGCUUCGUGAAGUCGGAGGAGCCGCCGACGGACAACAGCGGGCCGGUCAAGGUGCUCGUGGCGAAGCAGUUCGACGAGAUCGUGUUCGACUCGGGCAAGGCGGUGCUGGUGGAGUUCUACGCGCCGUGGUGCGGGCACUGCAAGAAGCUCGCGCCGGUGUACGAGGAGGUCGGCAAGCACUUUGCCGACAACGACAGCGUCGUCGUGGCCAAGAUGGACGCGACCGCGAACGACGUGCCCAGCGACAAGUUCGAGGUCAAGGGCUUCCCCACCAUCUACCUCUACGUGCCCCAGAUGGGCGACGCGAUCGAGUACAAGGGCGACCGCUCGGAGGAGGACCUCAUCAAGUUCGUCGAGCUCAACUCCAAGGCGGCCGCCGACGCCGCCGCCAAGGCCGGUCGCGAGGACCUGUAG
This is a messenger RNA of Pedinophyceae sp. YPF-701, 1524 nucleotides long. The record is from the annotation of a GenBank genome assembly. Lineage: Eukaryota; Viridiplantae; Chlorophyta; Pedinophyceae.